This is a messenger RNA of Anastrepha ludens (Mexican fruit fly), 3247 nucleotides long. Its product is annotated as zinc finger protein 569. Bases 172 to 2226 code for a protein of 684 amino acids. Gene Ontology annotation, cellular component: nucleus. Gene Ontology annotation, molecular function: RNA polymerase II transcription regulatory region sequence-specific DNA binding; DNA-binding transcription factor activity, RNA polymerase II-specific. The transcript is spliced from 5 exons. Gene Ontology annotation, biological process: regulation of transcription by RNA polymerase II. The record is from RefSeq and is a predicted model, not a curated record. NCBI's taxonomy places the organism in Eukaryota, Metazoa, Arthropoda, Insecta, Diptera, Tephritidae.
UUUAGCUGUGAGAAGUUGAACUGUCAGAUUAAAUAAAGAAAAAAGAAUUGGCGAAUGGAGUUGUACCAGAAUAGAAGAGAAAUUAUCGGAAAAUAAUUAAAAAGAAAAAUUUUAGUGAAAAUACGAGUGCAUUAUCAUAUAUAUUUUCUCAUAAAUAUUGUGGUAGCUGAGAUGAGUGUUUUACCAUAUCAACCAACCAGCGAUGAAGACAUCUUUCGUUUGUGUACGAAAGAGUGCGGCAUCAUCACAGCCACGGAGGAUCAGCAAUACUUUGCUUUGGGCUGCAUGAUUUGCCCGGCCAAAUUCCUUUAUUUCGAUGCAUUCAUUGGGCACAUGCAAACAGACCAUGGCACUCAAACAAUGGACCAAAAGGGAUUCUUUGGAGGCAUGCUAGGGCUCGGAUAUGAUGACUCGUAUGGCGAAAACAAUAGUGGUCGAAGUGGCGAAGGUGCAGAAGAUCUUACUGAUACGGAUCCGUCACUUUUAGUACCACAAACAGUUAUGAUCAAGGAAGAAGUUGAUGAGGAAGCACUAGAAUUACCGCAAGCUGAUAAUUCUGACAUUACGAGAUAUCUGAAUGAAAAUGAAUUACAGAAUGCUGAUGAUUCAAUGUAUCACGUAAAGCAAGAAUGUACUGAGCCUGAGGUCACAGUGGAGGGGGACCAUGACAACUAUAUGAAUGAUAACUAUGGAAAUUAUGAAGAUUACACUAACAAUGGCGAUGAGGAAGAUCCUAUUUAUCAAGGAGAAGACGAAGAUGAAAAUAAUUAUGACGAUUUAGUUGAACAAUCUUUAUUAGGAGGAAAUAAUGGAGUGGAUUCUGGUCUAACAAUGCACAUAAAGGAUCGCAAAAUGAUUCAAUUUCUUAUAGACGCGUAUAGACGUAAUACCUUCCUUUGGGACCAUCGUCAUCCUCAAUUUCGUGAUCGCGCCAAACGACAGCACUUUCUGGAUUGGAUUGUAAUGGAAUUUAAGCGGCGCUUUAAUCUAUCAUUAGCGAAGGAUGCGGUUACGCGCAAGUGGGAUAAUUUACGUACGGUGUAUAAAAGAGAAUGCAACCGGAUGUCAUUGGAGAAUACUAACAUCAGCACAUUAUGGUACUUCAAGGAACUGCAUUUUCUUAAUCGGUUAUAUGGUGGUAAUCAACAGAUGACAGAAGCUGUGGUCAAGGAAACCGUUUACAGACGUCGGUACUCUGCACUUUGGAAUGAUGUAUCCACUACAAAACUUUUGUCCAUGGUGGAACAGCAUUCCUGUUUUUAUAACAAGUAUAACAUCGACUACCGCAGCAAAGAGAAACGUGGAGAGGCGUUGCAACAAAUGGCAGCGGAGUUACAGAAGAUGAUUGACGUCAGCACCAUACAAAUAUCAAAACGUAUUUCGCAAUUGCGUUUCGAUUAUUCCAAACAAAAGCAGGAACGUUUGCUUUGUGAGCAGAAUAAUAAAGUAUUUACUCCCAGUUACACUUACUACGAUCAAAUGCAAUUCAUGGAUGCUGAUAUAGCUCCAUUUAAAUGCGAUUUUUGUCCAGUAAUAGUGCAGUCGCCGCGAGAGCUGGAUGUUCACCUCAGUACCCAUCAGCCAGAGGGCAGUUAUGCUUGCAAUGCUUGUCCGGUUAGCUUUUUAGAUAUUGAUCAGCUAAAUCAACAUAAACAAAUACACACACCAACAAAUAAAGAUGUGAAAUAUUGGUGCGAUUUAUGCACGGCCAGCUUCCGUACAAAAGAAGUGUAUGAUGAACAUAUGCGCCGUCAUAACGAUGAACUCUUAUUACCCUCUUUAGCAAAUAUUCCGCAUCCUCGCAAUGAAGAUGUUAAUCCACUAAUGAAUAUGAGCAGUAGCGAGUAUGAUGAAUGCUACUCGUGCGACAUUUGUGGGAAAUCAUUUGCGAAUAUGGUAUACCUCAAUGCACAUCGUGCCCAGCACAGCAACGCCAGCGAUCGUCCAUUCCGUUGUGAAAGUGCACAUUGCGGCCGUUCAUUUACCUCACGGCAAUCAAUGCUCGACCAUACACGACAACACUAUAGCAACGAAGAGUAUAAUUGCGAUAUUUGCGGCAAAACUUUUAAAUCGCUUAAAAAUCUGCAGAAUCAUAAACAAAUACAUGACGCCAUCAAACGAUAUGUUUGUAAGAUAUGUGGCUCAGCAUUUGCGCAAGCAGCUGGUUUGUAUUUGCAUAAGCGCCGACAUAAUCGACCCAACUCACGCAUACGUCACACUUACUGAUCCACUUACAUAAACCUAUAAAGGUAUUGUAAUCGGAGGUUAUAAAUUUAGUAGCAUAAGCCUACAUAACCACACAAUAAUCAUCUCACUAAUCUAACUAUGCAUGCAGAAGUAAUUAUUAUUAUAUUUGAGAUUUCAACGCAAAUUAGGGGACUUAAUAUGGAUUGUAGCCACAAAAUUACGAAAUUGCAUUAAACUAACUAGUAAUGUUAAGUGAAGUUGGUAACGUUAAUGCAACGCGAAGUUUAAAAAAAUGAAGUAAGAUUUCUUUAAGGAUUUAUUUUAAAAUCUUAUUUAUUUUUUACACAGUUACCAUGAAAGAGAUUCUUUAAGACGUUAUGGCAUAUUCAUACAUAUAUCUAUACAUUUAGAUGCAAAUAAAAGGCCGUAUUAAUACAAAAGUUGAACAUUUCGAAGCCUUUCUUUUUUGUUCACUGAUAGUUGAUAAAUCUCAAAUGUUUUAUUUAUUGUCAACAUAAGAUUCCAGUUGCAAUAUAUAGUAGAUUUUACAAUACUUAUUUUAAAUGGGAUAAUAUAGUUUUGAGAGGAGUGUGGCUGCCUUUGGCUUUUAUAGGAGCAAUAUGGCAUUUGUGAUUGCUCAACAAAAGAUCAGUUAAUCUAUCAAAAAAUCAACUUAUUCAAUAAUACAUUUUCCCUUACAUAUGGGACUCUUUCAUUAAGAAGUGCAUUAAGUGCAUAAAAAAAUAUAAUCGCGAAGUUAAAAAUUCACUUUGAGACAAGGGUGCGCCUUUUUUUUGCAUGUUUAUGUAUGCAUAUAUGUAUAGGCAUAUAACGGUUCACAAGUAUUAUAACACAAUUUUUUAUUAAUUUAUUAUGUGACAUACAUACUUACAUAUACAUGUAUAUGCGGCAAGUAAAUUAUUUUAAAUUAGUUAAUUCCAAUGCUGCAAUUGGGUUUAUAGUAUAAGAUUGUACUUAGAAUUUAUGUAAUAAUUGUAAUCUUAAGAAAAAUUAAAGGCGAAUUUGCGAACAUUAAAAGAAUAAUCAUCUAGCAAUUGAA